This is a messenger RNA of Ixodes scapularis (black-legged tick), 1407 nucleotides long. Its product is annotated as probable chitinase 10. Bases 1 to 1407 code for a protein of 468 amino acids. Gene Ontology annotation, cellular component: extracellular region. The record is from RefSeq and is a predicted model, not a curated record. The transcript is spliced from 5 exons. Gene Ontology annotation, molecular function: chitinase activity; chitin binding. Gene Ontology annotation, biological process: chitin catabolic process; carbohydrate metabolic process. Lineage: Eukaryota; Metazoa; Arthropoda; Arachnida; Ixodida; Ixodidae.
AUGCCGCUGUCCGAAGAACACCUGCUCCGACGGCACAGUCGGUUCCGCGUCAACGUGGACGACAACCUGCUGAAGAACUCCCUGCUGUACAUCUGCGGGUCCUGCCUUCUCCUCGUCAUCGUCUUCCUCGCCAUGCUACCUGGACCGCUGGUCAAUUACAUGCGUCGCGUAAGCUUCCUCCGUAGCGUCGUCAAGAUGGACAGGAGCCUCGGCAAGGUGGCCACCGAGGCCAACUUCACGGGACAAGUGGUCUUGUGCCACCUGAACCUGAGCGCCUUCUACAGGGCCGAUCCGUACCGGUACACGGUACUGGACGUGCCGGUCAAUGGCUGCAGUUACGUGGUGUACCCGUUGCAUGGACUGGACGACUGGUUUGAGGACAUGCUCAACUACGACGCCUAUCAGAGGGCCUCCCAUCCCGGACUCUUCGAGGACAUGCAAUACCUCAGGGAGCAGCACGGCUUGCCAGUGCUUGUGUACGUGGACGCCCUGCACGGAGACCACGGUCAGCACCACCUGGUGCAGUGGAUCGGAGGCGGCGAGACGGCGGCCAUGCAGUUCGCCCGGAACCUCAUCAAGUGGCUGCUGGGAAACCGGCUCAACGGACUCAUGCUCGAGGGCGUCUUCCCGGCACCCGCGAGGGACCGCUCGGUGGUCAUCAAGCUGCUCAAGAAGAUGUACACCCUCUUCAAGCAGGUGUGGAUAGUGUUUGCCGACACAGCGCAGCUGCUUCUCGUGAUCGUAGCCCCGGACUACGUCAUUCUUGAGCAUCCGUUGGCGUUCGGCAAGCGCCUGAGUCCUUACCUCCACUACCUGGUGGUCCGCAGCCACGACCACAGGUUCGGGAAGGCUGUCAACUCCCUGGACGCCCUGCAGAAGCGACUCCAGGACAGUCGGGACGUCCUUUCCGCCACCCUCAACGUGGCGAUGGCGGCAGGCAUGCCGUCUAAGCAGCUUCUGGCGUCCAUGACCCUCGACGGCAUCUCCUUCAGCGUCGAGGGCAAAGAGGCGCGGCCGGGCAAGCCGAGACCCGUGACCAACGAGUUUGGAGUCAUGGCCUACUUCGAGGUCUGCGUCCUGGUGCAGAACAGCUCGUGGACGAGGAUGCCGUCCAGGGGGUUCGGGAACCCUGUGGCCUACAGGGACAUGGAGGGCGUCGUGUACGAGGACCCCGAGAGUGCGCGGCACAAGGUCGACGUGGCCAAGAGCAGCUCCCUGGGAGGACUCGUGCUCUGGGAUGUGACCAGCGACGACUACAGGGGAGACUGUGGAGCGGUGAACCCCAUCACUACGACCGUGGUGAACACGCUGAGGGAUGGGGUCGGUCCUGGCGCGUCUUCGACGUCCUCUGCGUUUGUGUUUCUGCGACCCUCGUCGCCCGCGAACGACAGUUUACCUGCGCCGUAG